Messenger RNA from Adineta ricciae, 2400 nucleotides. The record is from the annotation of a GenBank genome assembly. NCBI's taxonomy places the organism in Eukaryota, Metazoa, Rotifera, Eurotatoria, Adinetida, Adinetidae.
AUGCAAUCCUAUUCAUUUAAAUUAUGCUUAGUCAUUUCUGUUACAAAUUAUCCAACUAUUGAUCUAGUAGAAAACAGUCCAUUGAAUACGCUUGUAAUUCAAUUGACAACAUCGUUGAAUAUCACUCGAACAUCGAAAUUGGUUUUAUUGAACAUGAGUGGUUUCGAAUCCGAUGUUUUUACAAUUGUGAAUGGAAGUAUUUACACAACAAACUCAAUUGAUCGAGAAGAAUUUCUUCGAAGGAAAUAUUGCUUAGAUAAUUUGUAUUGUAAAGUCGAAUUACAAAUUCUCGUGGAUAAUGGAUUAGCUUAUUGGGUUAUUCCAAUUCAUGUCGUCGAUGAGAAUGAUAAUAGACCUGAAUUUGCACAAAAAGAAAUCGAGUUGAGAUUUCGGGAAAAUAUUCUUAAUGGACACAAAAUUCCGUUUUCUGGUGCGAAGGAUCUUGAUGAAGGUCGGAACGGUGAAAUUCACUACGUUCUCGAUUGUUCCAAUGAUUUUCAUGUAAAUAAAAGUUUCACCAAUCAAUACAUUCAACCGUCAAUUAAUUGUUUCCCAUUGUUUCAACUGAUCGUACUUUCACAAUCUCCUUCAUCAGUUAAUUAUGAUCGACUAGCAUUAAAAUUCCUUCCUUCAUCAUCUGUUAACAUUGAAAAUGAAUAUAAACUUCGACUCUAUGCCAUCGAUAAUAAUGAAAAUGGUAAACAGUUAGACAGUUCAAUGAAUUUGAUUGUUAAAAUUGAUCGGAAAGAAAAAGCACCAUGGUUUACUCAAUCAGAAUAUGAUUUCGUUGUAACAAUCAAUUCUUCAUCGCGUCACAAUGAAAGCAUUCUCGGUCGUGUUCAUGCCAUAUCAAAUGAUCCGUCACAAGUUAUUCGUUAUAAACUAUUAUCGGAUAGUAGCAAAAUUCGUAUCAAUUCUUUAACAGGUGAAAUCGUUCUCUCAAAUUCCAACUUGACAAAAUUAAAUGACGAAAUCGAAUUCUUUGUCCAGGCAUCGACAUUGUUGAAAGAGAAAGUAACGAAUUUUUUAACUACACGUUCGAAAGUGAAGGUUAUCUUUCGUUCGGCUGAAUUGUUAAAUAAUAUAACUUAUCAUUUUCAAACGAUUUCAUCGUUAAAUCAAAGUAAAAUCCAACGUUUAAACUCGACCAACACAUUUGUUAUCGAUGAACAUGUUCAAAUCAAUGAAGAUCUACUCAAAAUAUCUCUCAUUUCAAAUCCUUAUCGUUCUGAUAAAUAUAUUCUUUCAUUAGAUAAUUAUCUUUCAACAUUUUCACUGAUUUCAACUACACCAUUGAAUACUUAUAUUUUACGAACUCGUCGACGUCUGACACCCAAAGCAAUUUACAUGUUGAAUAUUGGAGUGAAACAUAAAUUAUCUCAACAAUGGUUGCCAAAUUUAAGAAUAGAAUUUAUUGUGAUCGAACAAUGGUCAACCACAACGAUGACAACGAGAACAUCAUCAACGAAAUCUCGAGUUAUAAUAACAAAUACAACAGUUUAUGCGGAACCAAUCGGCUUUUGUAUUGAGAAUAAGAAUUAUGUGUUACAUGAAAAUCAUGAUGAGAAGAUUGGAUUUUUAAAAGUAAUCGAAACCAAUGUUCAUCUUAGUCAAAAUCGAAGUUUAUCAUCGAAUUCAUUUCUCUUGAUCAAUUCAAGUGAAAUAACGAUCGAUGGAUGUCGAAUGCAUAUGGAUCGUCUAGAGAGUUCGUUAAACAAAUCUUUACGAUAUCAAUUAUGCUCAUUAACAGACGAUACUGAUUGUUAUAAUAUUUCAUUUACCGAAGAGAUGGAUUUAGAAUCGAAAUCAGAUGAAAAACAUAAUCUUCGAAGUUGGUUUUUACCGAUGAAACCAAUUGAAAUCGUUAUGUUUGUACUGUCCAUGGUAUUCGUUCUCAUAACAAUCGUGCUGAUUAUCCUGAUCUGUCGAUUGAAAGGUGUGCAUAUUUGUUUAGCAAUAAAAAAUUAUUUGUUUUACGGAAAGAAAUAUGGACUGAACAAUAAUUCGCAUGUAACUGUGUCACCUUCAAAAAUGACUCAACAAGUUCAUUCAAUUGUUAUUCGAGAAUCUCAUUCAUCUGCACUUCAACCAAUUCACAUUCAAAAAAAUGAUAUUUCUGAACCAUAUAUCUAUAAUAUUGAUCAUCUACUUGAUCGUGAACCACUUCCUUCAACAAAUAUGUUUACACUUCCGUCUCCUGCUCAGAUGUCAUCAUCAUCAUCAUCGUUGACUUGUUCGCUUCAACGCGAAGGUCGAACGAGAUUAACAAUGGACAAUCGACCGAGUACAACUCCUCGAACAUCUUCGUCAUCGUCAUUUCUUCAAGAAACAAAACAACUUCUUGAAAUGAUUUCUUCGAACUCAAAUCUGGAUUCAUCGCGAUUGGCAUCCGAUGUGUGA